Molecule: messenger RNA, 2220 nt
Organism: Oppiella nova
Lineage: Eukaryota; Metazoa; Arthropoda; Arachnida; Sarcoptiformes; Oppiidae
Source: the annotation of a GenBank genome assembly
AUGACUUCCAUCUAUGAGUUGUCACUGAAGUACGGCUUACCGCAAGAGCUGACGGACAGCGAUCUGCAGCUGAAGCUCAAAGACCUGAAACUCUACGUCAAAGAGGAGAUCCGCAAAGAGCUGAAGAUCAAAGAGGGCGCCGAAAACCUCCGCAGAGUCACCACCGAUAAGAAGUCGCUGUCGAACGUCAACUCCAUCGUCAAGAAGUCCAACAAUAAGCUACAGGAGCUCCAGGAGGACCUCCAGGAGCUGAAUGCCCACAUCGUCGUCAACCACAGCCACAACUCGAUCGGCGACGCCUUCAACGACCAGUCGUCGGCCGUGGGCUCCGAUCGCGAGGACGCCUCGUCGGACACCACCGCCGGCGAUGUGCCGGUGAUGUCGGCCAACACGCAGCGACUCCUGUCGCUCGAGAAGCAGUUGAUGAUAGAGAUGAAGGUGAAGACGGGGGCCGAGAAUAUGAUCCAAAUGUACAGCGGCUCCAACUCGAGGGACAGUCGCCGCAAGCUCUUAGCCGAAGCGCAGCAGAUGCUGGCCGACGCCAAGGCUAAGAUGGAGUACAUCCGGAUGAUGAUCAUCAAAGUGAAGCAGAGGGACGCCAUCGGCCUCAACAGCGCGCACGACAACAACGGCCACUCGUCCGGCAACUCGAGCCUGUGUUCGCCGGGAGGCGACCCCUCCGGCGGCAAACUGCCGGAGAUUAUGUCGCCGCUCGAGUUGCGCACCGAAGAGCUCCGGCAUCGGCUGAAAGUGGAGUGCGCUGUAGUGGACGGCGCCAAGAAUGUCAUCAAACUGUUGCAGUCGUCCAAAGUGACCGACAAGAAGGCCCUACAGGAGGCCCAGUCCUCCCUAUUCGAGUCGUCGCAAAAGGUGGACGUCUUGCGGAAGGGGCUCGACUCGUCCAAAGUGACCGACAAGAAGGCCCUACAGGAGGCCCAGUCCUCCCUAUUCGAGUCGUCGCAAAAGGUGGACGUCUUGCGGAAGGGGCUCGACGUGUGUCGUCAACAGCUGCCGCCCGGUUCGCCCAAAUCGGCCGCUCUUAAGCUGGAGCUCGAGUCGAGUCAGUCGGUGACGCCCACCAUCUACUCGCCGACGAUCGCCUACAGCUCCGGCCGCCACUCCGUCCAAAGCACGACACCGGCGACCAUCACGAAGGCGGCGGCCGUCACCGGGAAGCUAGAGGUGCGGCUCAUCGGGUGUCAGGGGCUGCUGGAGGACGUGCCGGGCCGGUCGCGCACCAACUCCAUGGCCGGCGACGGCAUGCGAUCCGUCGACCGCUCGAAAGGCUUGUGGCGGACGUCGUCGCGCAGCUAUUCCAUCAAAGACGAGAUCUCCAACGAGAUAAUGGCUGUCCUGAAGCUGGAUAACGUGUCGGCGGGACAGACGACGUGGAAGCCGUGCUCGCAGAAGGCGUGGGACCAGCGCUUCAGCCUAGACCUCGACCGGAGCCGUGAGCUCGAGAUACAGAUCCUGUGGCACGACUGGCGCUCCCUCUGCGCCCUGAAGUUCGUACGGCUCGAGGAGUUCAUAGACGACAACCGGCACGGGAUUGCUCUGCAUUUGGAGCCGCAGGGCAUACUCUUCGCGGAGAUUAAGUUCUUGAAUCCCAUGAUCUCCCGGAAGCCGAAACUGCAGCGCCAGAAGCUGUUCCGCCAUAAGGGCAAAAACUUCCUGCGACCCAAUCAGAUGAACAUCAACGUCGCCACAUGGGGUCGGCUCAUGAAGCGGUCCUUACCUCAGGCCUCGUCCGACCAGAACAUCGCCACCACCGCGACGACGACGGCCGCGGCGGCGCCCAAGCCCUCCGUAGACCUGUCGGUGUCCGCCGCCGACUAUCCGCCCAAACCUAAGCCACGACUCGUGAUGGAGAGGACAGACUCGUCCGACUCGACGUCCAAGAAGUUGUUGUCUGCGAAUCAAAGUAUUAAUAGUAAUAAUAAUAACUCGGGAUCUGUUUCGUCGUGUGGGCUGUCGUACGACGACUCGCAGAUCGGUUCCGCUCUCCAAGAGUUCGAUUUCCUUCAAGAGAUAUCCGUGUCACUCGGUUCCAGCGAACGGGACGCCGAAGACGUCAAAAAGCAGGCCUUCUUUAGAGUAAUGUUACUCGUCAUCGCCCGGCCGUCCGCUUAUGUAUACAACAACAAUGCAAAUACAAUCACAUCAGCAGCCGUUCCCGUGUGGGGGGCCGGCAGUGACGACCACAACAUAAUAAACGCUUAA